This is a messenger RNA of Medioppia subpectinata, 2130 nucleotides long. Lineage: Eukaryota; Metazoa; Arthropoda; Arachnida; Sarcoptiformes; Oppiidae. The record is from the annotation of a GenBank genome assembly.
GUCGCCGUAUACUCGGGUCCGCCCCGGGGUUUGCGCUCACAUUUAAGUCAAUGCAAUAUUCAAUGCGAUGAAAAUCAAAUACCAAUUGAAGUGCUAAUCAAACUAUCGGCCAAUGGAUCCAGUGAUGAGAAUGUGAUGCAAAUGUGUGUCAAAACAAAUGAAGUAAUAGAGAAAUACAUAGAGAAUAUUCGGACACAACUGGAUAUCUCUUCGCACGGAAUUGUCGUUUAUUUCAAACACUUUUCUAUCACUGAAUUCCUAUACCUAUUGUCGAGAGCCGUCGCAAUCAUCCGCCGACAUAAGUGGCCCAUAAUAUUGAUUAUAGUGUUUAUUAAUAUAUCGUUUGCGUUGUUUCUGAAAAUUUUGCUUAACUAUUCAUUGGAUUCGGCGGACAGUUGUGUUGCUAUCGGUGCCAAUGGGGCCGAUGUUUGCGAACAAACUACGAGUCUUUUUGUCGCAAAUCUUUGUGUAUCGUUUAUAAUCGAUAUUUACGACCGAUUGGACGCAAUGCCGAUGUUUAUGACCAUAUCGUUGGCCGCAGUGGUCAUACAGAGGAUCUGUCAUUUAGUUAGCAUAUGUUUGCCCCGACACACGGCCUUCGCAGCCAUAAUGCUAUCCGUGUUGUGCGGUCUCACUAACGAUACUUUUAUACGCAUUACUCGAUUGUCACACACAGUACAACAUAUGGUCAAUAUAUUGCCCUUCAAACCCGUAUUUAACUAUUUAAUGGUCUAUCUGUACGGUCGCGGCCGCUGUCCCACCACUACUCACAUAUCGUCCGUAUUAUAUAAGUUUCAACUGACGGACGAAGACUUGGAUAAGUCGUGGCUGCUUAAACCGAUCUUUGAAGACGUCGACCGGCCGUAUAAUCGCAAUGUCAUCGACGGUCAGUACCCGAAGGGCUGGUAUAUAGUGUGCGCUUCAGAUGAGGUGCCGAUGGGUGGCGUCAAACCGUUUAGCAUUUGCGGUCAGGAAUAUCUGGUUUUCAGGGGCUAUUCGGGUGUGCCGUCCGUAUUGACCGCCUAUUGUCCCCAUUUGGGCGCCAAUAUUGGUAUNGAGGUGCCGAUGGGUGGCGUCAAACCGUUUAGCAUUUGCGGUCAGGAAUAUCUGGUUUUCAGGGGCUAUUCGGGUGUGCCGUCCGUAUUGACCGCCUAUUGUCCCCAUUUGGGCGCCAAUAUUGGUAUCGGCGGUGUUGUGACCAGCGAUGAGUCGGGCGAUGAUUGCGUUCAGUGUCCGUUUCACGGCUGGGUCUUCCGGGGCGCUGAUGGCCAAUGCGCUCGUAUACCCAAUAUUGACAAGGCCGAUUUGAAGCCAUUAAACGCUAAAGUAGGCCCUCAGCCGAGUACCGAAGUCAAUGGAUUGAUCUAUAUGUGGCACAACACCACCGGUAGUGGUCCCGACUUUAAUCCGCAACAAUUGUCCCAAACAUAUCAAAUGGAUUUGCGUUUAAGCCGUAGAUUUACGGUUGAAAUCGAGAACUCUGUUAAAAAUAUCAGUGAAGACAUAGUAGACGGUGAACACGCGUAUUACGUUCACGGCAUCAAAGGCUUUGCGGCCAAAUUUUUGGCCGCGCAAUACGCGACCGAUUUCGUAGACAGCGAUCACGCGGACGACCCGUACCGCAAAUACAAACUUCGGCAAACCAUCAUGGUCAAACUGUUCGGUCGGGUGGCGUACAAUAUAUCAAUGAUUAUACGGAUGACCGGUCCCUCCUAUACUGAGUUCCUGUUUAAGUUCCCAUUCCUGCCCACUCUUGUGGCCGUCUAUAGCCAUCUGCCCGUCAGUCAGACCCGCACCCAGUCGUCCAUUCGUGUGUUCUCCGGGCCCGGAACGGUCCCUCCUAUACUGAGUUCCUGUUUAAGUUCCCAUUCCUGCCCACUCUUGUGGCCGUCUAUAGCCAUCUGCCCGUCAGUCAGACCCGCACCCAGUCGUCCAUUCGUGUGUUCUCCGGGCCCGGAAUCGCGGCCCGACUCAUGGCUAACGUAUAUGGGAUGUUACUCGAAGAGCAUGCAAUUGCGCAAAGAUGUGGUGAUGAGAAACAACUUAAAAUCGCCCGAAAAGCCGAUGUUGUCGUCGUUGGACUCACGGAUUGCCGAAUAUAACCAAUGGUUUACAACUUUUUACAAGCAU